Drosophila teissieri is the source of this 897-nucleotide messenger RNA. RefSeq lists its product as uncharacterized. The record is from RefSeq and is a predicted model, not a curated record. The coding region runs from base 1 to 897 and encodes 298 amino acids. Lineage: Eukaryota; Metazoa; Arthropoda; Insecta; Diptera; Drosophilidae. The transcript is spliced from 2 exons. Gene Ontology annotation, molecular function: RNA-DNA hybrid ribonuclease activity; nucleic acid binding. Gene Ontology annotation, biological process: DNA replication, removal of RNA primer.
AUGAGCGGUAGAUCUGACUACAUGGUCACCAGAACGUGCCCGGAUCUAAGAACAACCACAUUCAUGGGACCAGACGACUGGAAAACAGGUCAGGACCAUGCUCAACACCUCAAUAUAUACACGGACGGCUCCAAGAUGGAAGAAGGAGUUGGAGCGUGCAUAUACUGUACAGACCCUGAUAUGAGGCUGUCGUAUAAACUACCAAGCCAAUGCAGCAUAUUCCAGGCGGAAGUAUUCGCCAUAGGGAAAGCGGCAGAGCUUGCGCAGAGCAUUGACCCCCCACAUGAAGCGGUCAACUUGUUCGUAGACAGUCAAGCGGCGAUAAGAUCCAUGCAAUCGUCAGCGGUCAGUUCCAAAAGUGUACUGGCAAGCAAGGAGGCACUAGAUAUCCCUAGCACGACCACGUCAGUGCGGAUCUACUGGGUUCCCAGCCACCAGGGCAUCGAUGGUAAUGAGACGGCAGACGAACUUGCAAAAGGCGUCGGACUGGCGAAUGAAAGUUCAGAAAACGUUCCUGUCUCCCUUAGAACGCUCCGAAGCGAACUGGAAAGACGGGCCGACACACGAGCCAAAAGUAGAUGGAGAAGAACUUCCACCACCUGCAAAGUUUCAAAAAUCAUGUGCAAAGAGCGCAACGCAAUACUCAGCCACUACGUGCUGCAUCUUCCACGGAAAGACUGCAGACUCCGGAAAUGUGACGAAUUCGAGGCAAUUGAAACCUUGGAGCAUCUCAUUUGCAAGUGUCCGGCCCUAACAAGGGCAAGAAUAAACUACCUAGGCGCUCCGGUUCUGGCAUCGCUAGAAGAUGCCUCCAGGAAGAAGCCAGGCGAACUACUUGCCUUCGCAAAAAAUACCACGAUCCUAAAAGAUUUCGAAAACCGCGAAAACAUUCUCUAG